Molecule: messenger RNA, 564 nt
Organism: Lachancea meyersii CBS 8951
Lineage: Eukaryota; Fungi; Ascomycota; Saccharomycetes; Saccharomycetales; Saccharomycetaceae
Source: the annotation of a GenBank genome assembly
AUGGUAUAUAUACCGCCUUUGAACUUCGCUCCUGUGGUGAGUACGGAGGUGUCACUUUAUCGAUCUGGAUAUCCGAUGCCACUGAACUACCCGUUUAUUGCAGAUCAAUUGCAGCUGAAAACGGUGAUCUAUGUGGGGGAUAAAGACGUUUCAGAAGACUACAGGGGUUUCCUGGAGUCGCAAAACAUCGUGUACGAGUUUGUGCACGUUGAGUCGUGUCGCGACGCCAAUAUUAACGAACAGAUGAAGCAGGUGUUAUUGAAAAUCUUGGACAAACGCAACUACCCGAUCCUGAUCCACUCCAACAAGGGCAAGCACCGUGUGGGCGUGGUUGUGGGAAUUAUACGGAAACUUCUGCAAGGAUGGUCAACCACGGGGAUCUACCAGGAAUACGAUAUUUUCAGCGGGGGACUCAAGGGCGGCGUGGACCUCGAGUUUAUCACGAUGUUUGAAACGGACCUGAAUGUGACAAGGGAGUCGGUGCCGGACUUUGUGAAACUACAGGAUAAAACCUCGCGUCACGAGGAGAAACCAGAGGGCGCUGCCUCCCAGCUGGUAUCGUGA